Maylandia zebra (zebra mbuna) is the source of this 4710-nucleotide messenger RNA. It is a transcript of the gene fbxo30a, whose product is annotated as F-box protein 30a. Gene Ontology annotation, molecular function: ubiquitin protein ligase activity; zinc ion binding; protein binding. The record is from RefSeq and is a predicted model, not a curated record. NCBI's taxonomy places the organism in Eukaryota, Metazoa, Chordata, Actinopteri, Cichliformes, Cichlidae.
CUGACCCCGAGCAGCGAGGAAGCAGCUGCAGCCUGUUCAAUUCAUAAGAAGAUUUAAACACAUUUAAUACCGCGGGGUGUUUGUGUAGUCACAGUUUCCGUACUGCAGGCAUCGACGGAGCUGUUAAAAGUUAGACAAUAUAAAUAAAGCACACUCGGAGAGCCCAGCGACUCGGGGUUGGACACCUUCUCCAGCUAUCAUUAGGGGAAAAAUGGAGACUCUACACCCCCACUGCCUUAAAUGCAUCAAUAGAAGAUGCAUGGUGAGACCAGAGACAGGUGUUUCCUGUGACCUCAUUGGCUGUCCUCUUGUCUGUGGGGCAGUUUUUCACUCGUGCAAACUAGAGGAACAUCGUCUGCUGUGUCCCUAUGAACGCCUCCCUUGCCUCAACAGUGGGUUUGGCUGCCCUUUCACUAUUGCAAGGGUCAGGAUGGCACAACACCUUGAGACGUGUCCUGCAAGUAUAGUAUGUUGUACUAUGGAGUGGAACCGCUGGCCUGUCAGCUAUGCUGAUCGCAAGUCCUAUGAAAACUUGAGCAAAGACUUCGAUGAGGUGGAGCAGUUAGACAUGGCUUUGGCUCUGCAGGAUCAAAGGAUGCUGUUAGAGUCCCUUAAGGUCACGACCACUGUGUCGAAGAAUGGAGAUAAAGAAUUAGAUGAAAGUGAUAAAAUGGCCACAGCAUCAAGUUUACCAGAGACAGUGUUAGGUAAUGCAACAGUGGAAAUGGAGGAAGAGCCCUUUAAUGAGCUGUACAGGGCUUCAGUGGAGACGAGGAGAAAUUUAGCUGCUGCCUUGGACAUCCUCACUAAUUCCAAGGACAUUAAUGUAAUUGUUGGAAACUUAAAUGGUGAAAAGACUGAUAAGAGUGGAGCACUCCAUAAUGGAGAAAAUGGUGAUAGCCAUGGUAUUUAUGUUGCUGAAGGCGGGAAGAAUGUAGAUAUGCAAGAAAGUGACUCUGAUUCAGAGUGCGAGCUGGGAGCGGUGGGCGGAGUGGAGAGCGCUGCUAUAGACGAUGGAGAAGAAGAUGGUAUCAACUGGGUUGAAGAAAAUGAUUUUGUUGAGUUGCUUUUUGAUGAGAAGGAAGACGACAUUGAUGAACCGAUAAAUGAUUCCAACCUUGUCUGGCCAGAGAUGCCUCAGAAUUACAUGCCUGUUGUAGCACUGGAACCUCCUGUGCCUCAACAAGAACCACUUGCACCUCCAAUGCCAUUCCUACUGUCUGAUCAUGUGAGAAAUAACUUCUUGCAACACUUACCCACUGAACUCAGGUACAGGUGCCUGGAGCGUAAGCUACAGAAUGUAGAAGUGCUUAGAGGAAUAAGUAUGUUUACAUUUAAUGGACGUCGGGCCCUGCUGUCAGAUCCUUAUUUGUUUCGAGCGAAGAUGGAGGACAAGGCAGUUGACACAUCUGACCUGGAGGUAGCAGAUGACCCCAUGGGCCUCCAUGGCAUUGACCUUAUCACUGCAGCUUUGCUUUUUUGCCUUGGCGAUUCUCCAGGAGGCAGAGGAAUCUCAGACAGCAGGUUUGUUGAUGGCUACCACAUUGAUUUUGGUACGCAAACAUUCUCCUUCCCUUCUGCCAUUCUUGCAACCAACACCAUGGUGGGGGAUAUUGCUUCAGCUUCAGCCUGCGAUCACGCCAGUCCACAGCUUUCCAACCCCAGCCCCUUCCACACUCUCAGACUGGACCUAGUGCUUGAAUGUGUGGCCCGAUACCAAACCAAACAGCGCUCCAUGUUCACAUUUGUGUGUGGGCAGCUGUUCCGACGAGAUGAAUUCUCAUCUCAUUUCAAAAAUGUUCAUGGAGAUAUUCAUGCUGGACUCAAUGGCUGGAUGGAGCAGCGCUGCCCCUUGGCCUACUACGGCUGCACCUACUCCCAAAGACGAUUUUGUCCAUCUGUUCAGGGCUUCCGGAUCAUCCACGACAGGCACCUGGGUUCUUUCGGGGUGCAGCCUGGUUUGCCGUUGAAAACUGGGGACACGCGCCUAAGAAAGAACUGCCAGUUUAGCUCUCAGUGUGACCAGUUCAGCAGUCUUCCAUUUGAAGUUUUGCAGCACAUAGCAAGUUUUCUGGACAGCUUUAGCUUGUGCCAGCUCUCCAGAGUGUCCCGCAUCAUGAGAGAUGUGUGUGCCAGCCUGCUGCAGAUGCGUGGCAUGGUUGUUCUGCUGUGGGAGAAGAAACGGCGUGCUGAUGGGUCUCCCUCAUGGCAGAUCACAAACAAGGUGUGGCGAUUCAGCACAGCCUUUGGUACAGUGAACGAGUGGAAAUUUGCAAACAUCGCCAGCAUGGCUGAUCACCUCAAGAAAUGCAAAUUUAACACAAUUUCUCGUAGGGAGGAGGCGAUCCCUCUGCCAUGCAUGUGUUUCACCAGAGAGCUCACAAAGGAAGGGAGGUGUUUACGUUCAGUUCUCAAACCAGUAGCAUAAACAGUGAGGUCAUCCUUCAGACUCCUCUGGGUCCUAUAGAACUCAAAUGCACAUUUUUCCUCCAGUGUUUACAGACAUUACGACUCUUCCGGCCUCAGAAAGACAACUCCUGGUUGAACUUUACCUGUGGUUCUCUGCUACACAGUGGAAACAGUCUUCAAUCCCUCAAAUAAGACAAAGCCAGUAGUGAGCUGGCAUAUACUUCAGCUGAGGCUGACCUGCUGCAGUCACACAUCAGGACUAUAAAAAAGCAAAUUGAAGUUCUAGCGUUGUAUCUUCCUCUCUGAUAUUAAUCCUGGUGUACUGAAGUUGUAUCUUUACCUACUCUGACACUGUGUAAAUAUCGAAUGUUUUUGGUGUAGAAUUUUUAAACAAUUUUUAUAUCAAAAAGUCAGUACCGUGCUUCAUUGGUAAGAGUAGAGCCUUAACUUGAGAUACACUUGAUUUUUCUCGCCAUGAGGUCGUUCAGAACAUCUGUGAGAUUUCUCCACUGCUUCACGCUAGAACAGUUACUGCUACCUAGAACGCUUUGACAUCUUCUUUAGAUACCUACAGUGACCAUGUGUGUACUGCUUAGAACUCAGAUUUCACAGCGUUAAUUCUACAUUUUCACAUUGACCAAACGUCUGUGCUCCACUUUACAGGAUUAUUGAACUGCACCAGCAUGAGCAUGCUCACACCUUUUUUUUGGCAUGUUUUAGCAGUCACAACAGUGGUCCACCCUCAACUUUUUUUCACACUUCUGACUAAGAGGCGGCUUUGUUAGUCAGGGUACAGAGACAUGAAGCAACACUAUUUACCAGUUGAGUGUCAGUACUAUUUUUUUUUUCCUGUUUGUUUUUUAAGCCACGGUUGGCUUGUGGGUUUUUUUUUUUUUACCAGCUAUUUUGACAAGUAACCAGCAAUUAUUUAGAGGUUCUUUUCUUCAAAAAUCUAAAUGUAGCGAAGUCAAAUAAUGAAUGUACCUGGUGAAUCAUCAGUGACUGGUUAGCAGGAAGCGUGGUUUCCUUCCCCUCAGUGUCAGACCUCAACAAAUCCUGCAGGCCAGGUUCUAGGAAAAAUAACGGGCACACACUUCCCUCCUUUAAUAAGCACCAUUAACUAUGUUCAUAUUCACUAUUUAUCAUGGUUUUCAAGUUGUUUUUUUCUUUUUGGCACUACAUGUCCGCUAUUUUCACGUAUUGUUGGUGUCUCAGGGUCGUAUCAUGAAGCUUCAUCUCACCGUAGUGUAUUUGAGAAAAUUGCUGAAAAUGCCACGACAGCUGGUCAGCUGCUUUAUUAUUACAGGAUCCGUGGGGAACUGUUUCAGUAUUAUAGUGGUGUGAGUUGCAGUGCUGAAAUAACAUGGUUUUCAUGUUUAUCAGUAAGGUUUUGUUUGGUUUUUUUAAACUUAUAAAUCUUCGUGAUUGGGCUUGUUGAACAAUUUAUUUAUUUAUUUUUGUCUGAAUUAAGAAAUAUGAUGUAACAAAACUUGUAGUUCCCAUAUAUAGAAAGAAAUCUUCAAAAACUUUUUGAAACUGGUUUAAAAUGACAGACAUGUCAUUAGUUAGUGAUGAAAUAUGGGUAUGGUGUGUGUUUCUUUUUCUUUUGGAUGUAGGAAAGCCCAAGCUGUGUCAAAACUAAACUGUCUUUUUCAGUUUGUGUGAUUUCUUUUUUUUCUUCGUUUUUUUUGUACUGGUACAUCUAUUAUUAUUUUUUUUUUGUUUUAAGAAAUGCAAGUCUGCCUCUGUUAGGUCUGGAUUUGAAUUACUGAUUUGCACAUGACGGCAUGUACUGUAAAAUUUAAAUCCUAAAUUUGACAGGUUGUCUUUGUUGAAGCAGCAAGAAUGCUACUCCUUCCUGUUCUGCAUGUAAUCAGUCCAGUUACAGGCUAAUUUAUACAGUUUGUUUCUCAGGCACCACACAUUAAUAUUAGUACAUUUUAUGUCCUUUCUUAUAUUAUAGAAAGAGAGACAGAAAGAAUGAAAUCAACAAAACCUGAUGAGAUGCACUAACUCUUUGGCGUUAAAGUUGUCCGAGUGAGUUGAAUGAGGAACUGAGCAUGCAAAUCAGGCUUUUAUUCUGUGGAUGUUCAUGCAUGUAAGAGGUCUCCAGAUCACUUUUUGUUUUGCAGUCUUUGCACCUGGAGUGUAUCAGUAUUUUGGGUUAAAUUAUCACUGCUGAUGGGGGUUUUUUUUUUCUUUUGUUUUGUUUGUUUUGUUUUGUUUUUUUCACCACAGUAUGCCAACUUCAUUUGUUUGACUUUUUGUCCAUUUUAAUAAAGAGACUCUUGAGUUCUUAAA